Molecule: messenger RNA, 1705 nt
Organism: Anopheles nili
Lineage: Eukaryota; Metazoa; Arthropoda; Insecta; Diptera; Culicidae
Product: protein TonB
Exons: 6
Coding region: 605-1291 (228 amino acids)
Source: RefSeq, a predicted model, not a curated record
GCUUGGCCGAGUUCGAACGCGCCUGUUUGAUCGCAAAACCUCGAGACCACCUGUUUUGGGCUGCGUUUAUAGUGCAAGAGUUGCGCGGUCGAGUAGCGAAUCCUGCCAUCCUCCCCGACACGUCCUUCUCUCUUUCUCUCUCCCCCCAAAGCCGCCCCUCUUUCAGCCCCAUACCAGUCGUUUUUGUGGUGCAUCUUCGUGUGGUGUUGUUGGCGGGCUUUUCGAACGUCCCGGGUUUUUUUUUUUGCGAGGUGUGUAGGGUGGUGCGUGUGAGUGUUGCGGCGUCACAGUUCCAGGUUUACGUUACGUGUGCACGUGUGCGCGGGCACGUGUUGAGGGGUUCCGAAUCUCCGGAACUAGCUGUUUCAACCGGCACCAAGGCGAGUGCGUGACGGACCGUACCGAGCCGGUGGGUGGAUUCGACGUCAUUUGCGGAGUGCCAUCAACACCCCGUCCCCCGUCCCCGUCCAGUGCCUUUCGUUUCUCUCCCUGCCUCCCCUGUGUACCCUUCUCCGGUUCUCCGGUGAACUCCAACGAGCAAGGACGCCACCGGGAAGCUAACCGGAGCCAGGCCAGACGCCGUAGGCGGCUUCGAGACGCAACGAUGCAGCCCACCAAAACGCUGACGCUGGCCCUGCUGGCAGUCCUGUUAAUCGCGAGUAUCCGGGCAGCUCCCCAGGCUGACGAUCAGGCGAAGGCGAACAGGAACAGCUUGCUAUUGCGGCGAGGUAACGUUGGGCGACCUCUUGGCCGAACCACACCGACCACAACGACCAGCACUACGGCUUCUCCUGACUACGCUGAGGAUGAGUACGCGGACAGCUACGAUGAGGGUAAGGGCGAGGACGGAGCUGACGAUGGUGCAGAAGAAGGCGCUGGAGCUGGAGGCAAGCAACCAACAACGACGACAACUACGACUGAACCACCGAAGAAGAUCCGGCCCAGUAUUCGUCCUUUCCGCAGUAACGAUGAUCUGCUGACAGCGCUCAAGAAGCGGCGUCAGGAGUCGAAGAACAGCAAACCUGCCAUCGCCCCACCGAAGGAGAAGACGUACGACGACGAGGACGUGCCGGCGCCCGCCGCUCCCCCCGCCAAACCCGCGAAGGCUCCCGCAAUCGCACCGAACAAGCGGCGGUUCGGCAGUGGCACGGCCCGUAAGGACGACCACGCAGCGGACUCCUCCAACGAUGGACACAACGGUGAUGGCCAGGGCAACGAAGGUGGCAGCAGCAAUGGCGCCAAGUCCUUGAUCGGUCGUUUAGGCCGGUCUCGAUUCGCGUUGAAGCAGUGAGCUGGAAAGGGUCCUUGAAGGACCCUGGGAGUAACAGGGGAACGAGAGGUGAGACGAGCUUCCGCCCAGCGCAUUUUGAAGAGCGUUAGCCAGGGCACGAGAGAACAGAGAGAGAGAGAGAAAGAGAGAGAAAUAGCGAGGGGGGAUAUUGAAGAAAGAGAUAAAGUGAGAGCGAGGGUUAGAGAUAGGAGUUCAGAGAAGAUCGGUUUGUGAAGGUGCUGAUAGUUUCACAGCGGCCGGGAAAGGUGGGAGGAGGGUGAUCGUGAUCCUUUCCUGUUUCUCACUUCCACACCCACAAUCACACACUUACCCACACUACCCAACCGCGCGUAAAAAGUAUGUACCAAUAAAAAUUCGCCCGCCAAUUCGCUCUUCCUUUCGGUAGCAAUAUUAAAUGUAACGCCCACGUACACA